Messenger RNA from Pipistrellus kuhlii (Kuhl's pipistrelle), 8901 nucleotides. It is a transcript of the gene SRGAP1, whose product is annotated as SLIT-ROBO Rho GTPase activating protein 1. Gene Ontology annotation, biological process: signal transduction; negative regulation of cell migration. NCBI's taxonomy places the organism in Eukaryota, Metazoa, Chordata, Mammalia, Chiroptera, Vespertilionidae. The record is from RefSeq and is a predicted model, not a curated record. Gene Ontology annotation, cellular component: cytoplasm. Bases 907 to 4164 code for a protein of 1085 amino acids. The transcript has 22 exons. Gene Ontology annotation, molecular function: protein binding; GTPase activator activity.
GGGAGCCGGGAGCCGGGACCGGGAGCCGCGGGCGCCGGCCCCUCCGCGGCCACCGGGGGCGCGGCUCCCCCGGCGCGCGUGCGGGUGCGGCCGGCGGCCUCCAGGGGGCAGCAGCGGAGCGGGGACGGGGAGAAGCGGCAGCGUCGGCGCCGGCGGCUGUGAAGGCAGAGGCCCCUCGUGGAGCCGGCUCCGGAGACCUCCACUCCGGCGGCGCUGCGCCCGGGACGCGUUGCAGCGGCGUCGCAGCCGGCCCCCCGCCUUCACCCGGACCCGCUGGGGCACAGCGAUCUCCUUCGUCCGAGCGGCGGCGGCACCUUGGCGGACGGGCGCGCGGCGGGCGCGGCAGCAGCAGCAUCCCCGCCCGGCGGGACCCCGCGCGCGGAGCCGGCGGCGGAGCAGGAAGGGAAGGAGGCUCGCUGCGCCCCGCGGGGCUCGCCUUCCCCGGGGCUCUCCCUCCCGCCCGCCCUCCCCCCCACCCCCGGGGCCUGCCCCCAGCGCCCGGUGCGGCUCUAACAAUGGUGCGGAGCCCCGGCUCGAACCCUGCGUCCGCCCCGCGGCCGUAGAGGAAGUGGCCGGGCCCCGGGCGGGGUGGGCAGGGAGCCGCCCCCGCCGCGCGCUCGCUGCUGGAGUUGGUCUGCGCGCCCGGCCUCUCCGGCCCCCGACCCCGGGCACCCUCCGUCCGGAGCACCGACGGCUGCUCGAGCCGGGAGCAUGGUGCCGGCGCCCGGGCUAAUCUAGUCCUCGGUUCGCUCCUUUUCCCCCUCCCCCGCCUCUCCCGGACCGCCCGCCGGUGCUGCCUGGGGCUCCCGGCGCGUGGCCGCCCAGCCCUCCGCCUCUCCGAGGAGCCCGGCGUGCGACCGCCUGACCGAACUUGCCCAUUGGAGGCAAACCCAGAACAGCUGGAUAAUGUCCACUCCGAGCAGAUUCAAGAAGGACAAAGAGAUCAUAGCCGAGUAUGAAAGUCAAGUCAAAGAGAUUCGAGCUCAACUGGUAGAACAACAAAAAUGCCUGGAGCAGCAGACAGAGAUGCGAGUUCAGCUUCUGCAGGACCUGCAAGAUUUCUUCCGGAAAAAAGCCGAAAUCGAGACGGAAUAUUCUCGGAACCUAGAGAAGUUAGCAGAAAGGUUCAUGGCAAAAACAAGAAGCACUAAGGAUCAUCAGCAGUACAAGAAAGACCAGAACUUGUUGUCUCCAGUGAACUGCUGGUAUUUGCUCCUGAACCAAGUGAGGAGAGAAAGCAAAGACCACGCAACCUUGAGUGAUAUCUACCUGAACAACGUGAUUAUGCGCUUCAUGCAGAUCAGCGAGGAUUCCACCAGGAUGUUUAAAAAGAGCAAAGAGAUUGCAUUUCAACUUCAUGAGGAUUUAAUGAAGGUUCUUAAUGAGCUGUAUACGGUGAUGAAAACAUACCAUAUGUAUCAUGCGGAGAGCAUCAGUGCAGAGAGCAAGCUGAAAGAGGCCGAGAAACAAGAAGAAAAGCAAAUUGGGAGAUCCGGCGAUCCAGUCUUUCAUAUUAGACUAGAGGAGAGACACCAGCGGCGAAGCUCUGUAAAGAAAAUCGAAAAAAUGAAAGAAAAGAGACAAGCAAAGUAUUCAGAAAAUAAGCUAAAAUCGAUUAAGGCACGGAAUGAAUACCUCCUGACCCUCGAAGCAACCAACGCCUCUGUUUUCAAGUAUUAUAUUCAUGAUCUCUCAGAUUUAAUUGAUUGCUGUGACCUUGGCUACCACGCAAGUCUGAACAGAGCCCUCAGAACGUAUCUCUCGGCGGAGUACAACCUUGAGACCUCCAGACACGAAGGCUUAGACAUUAUUGAGAAUGCAGUCGACAAUUUGGAGCCCAGGAAUGAUAAGCAGAGAUUCAUGGAGAUGUACCCUGCUGCCUUCUGCCCUCCAAUGAAGUUUGAGUUUCAGUCUCACAUGGGUGAUGAGGUGUGUCAGGUCAGCGCGCAGCAGCCGGUCCAGGCGGAGCUCAUGCUCAGGUACCAGCAGCUGCAGUCCCGACUGGCCACUCUCAAAAUCGAGAACGAGGAGGUCAAGAAAACAACCGAAGCCACCUUGCAGACGAUACAAGAUAUGGUCACCAUCGAAGACUACGAUGUUUCUGAAUGCUUCCAACACAGCCGCUCCACGGAGUCCGUGAAGUCCACCGUCUCUGAGACCUACCUGAGCAAGCCCAGCAUCGCCAAGAGAAGAGCGAACCAGCAGGAGACCGAGCAGUUCUACUUCAUGAAACUCAGAGAAUAUUUGGAAGGCAGUAAUCUCAUCACCAAACUUCAAGCCAAGCAUGACCUGUUGCAGAGGACCCUCGGAGAAGGUCAUAGAGCUGAGUAUAUGACUACAAGGCCUCCAAAUGUUCCCCCUAAGCCCCAGAAACACAGGAAGUCCAGACCCCGCUCACAGUAUAAUGCUAAGUUGUUUAAUGGGGAUUUGGAAACAUUCGUCAAGGACUCGGGGCAGAUCAUCCCCCUCAUUGUGGAAAGUUGUAUUCGGUUCAUCAAUCUCUAUGGUCUUCAGCACCAGGGGAUCUUCCGAGUGUCCGGUUCCCAGGUGGAAGUCAAUGACAUUAAAAAUUCGUUUGAGAGAGGUGAAAACCCCUUGGCCGAUGACCAGAGUAACCACGAUAUUAACUCAGUUGCUGGCGUUCUGAAGCUCUAUUUCCGUGGGCUGGAAAACCCCCUCUUUCCUAAGGAAAGAUUUAAUGAUCUGAUUUCAUGUAUCAGAGUAGAUAAUCUCUAUGAGAGGGCGCUUCACAUCCGCAAACUCCUCCUGACCUUGCCCCGGUCGGUCCUCAUAGUGAUGAGGUACCUCUUUGCCUUCCUCAAUCAUCUUUCACAAUACAGUGAUGAGAACAUGAUGGACCCUUAUAACCUGGCCAUUUGCUUUGGCCCAACGUUGAUGCCCGUCCCGGAAAUACAGGAUCAAGUGUCCUGCCAGGCUCAUGUGAAUGAAAUUGUCAAAACCAUCAUCAUCCACCACGAGACUAUCUUCCCGGAUGCUAAAGAGCUGGACGGGCCCGUUUAUGAGAAAUGUAUGGCUGGAGACGACUACUGCGACAGCCCCUACAGUGAGCACGGUACCUUGGAGGAAGUGGAUCAGGAUGCUGGUACCGAGACGCACACCAGUGAGGACGAAUGUGAGCCGAUAGAAGCCAUCGCCAAGUUCGACUACGCUGGGCGGUCCGCCAGAGAGCUGUCCUUCAAGAAGGGGGCCUCCCUGCUGCUGUACCACCGCGCGUCCGAGGACUGGUGGGAAGGCAGGCACAACGGCAUCGACGGGCUGGUGCCUCACCAGUACAUUGUGGUGCAGGACAUGGAUGAUACAUUUUCAGACACACUGAGCCAAAAAGCUGACAGCGAGGCCAGCAGCGGGCCAGUGACUGAAGAUAAGUCGUCAUCCAAGGACAUGAACUCCCCUACAGACCGGCAUUCGGAUGGGUAUUUAGCCAGACAAAGAAAAAGAGGAGAGCCACCCCCUGCAGGAAGGCGUCCUGGCAGAACCAGCGAUGGCCAUUGUCCCCUCCACCCCCCACAUGCUCUUUCCAACUCCUCAGUGGAUCUGGGGUCCCCAAACCUGUCCAGCCACCCCCGGGGCCUGCUGCAGAACCGUGGCCUCAACAACGACAGUCCGGAGAGGAGGCGCCGGCCAGGCCAUGGCAGCCUGACCAACAUCAGCCGGCACGACUCCCUCAGGAAGAUUGAUAGCCCUCCUAUUCGAAGGUCCACGUCAUCGGGGCAGUACUCAGGCUUCAGUGACCACAAGCCGCUGGACCCCGAGGUGAUCGCUCAGGAUAUUGAAGAGACGAUGAACACUGCUUUGAAUGAACUCCGAGAACUGGAGCGACAGAGUACGGCAAAGCACGCCCCCGAUGUGGUGCUGGAUACCUUAGAACAAGUGAAAAACGCGCCUACUCCCGCCACUUCCACAGAAUCUCUCAGCCCUUUGCACAACGUUGCCCUCAGGAGCUCCGAGCCUCAGAUUCGACGAAGCACGAGCUCCUCCAGUGACACGAUGAGUACUUUCAAACCUAUGGUGGCCCCCAGAAUGGGCGUGCAGCUGAAGCCCCCAGCCCUACGGCCAAAGCCUGCUGUUCUUCCAAAAACAAACCCUACCAUAGGACCCGCGCCUGCCUCCCAGGGCCCUGCAGACAAGUCGUGCACAAUGUGAAAACCACUGGGCAAGGUCCUCCGGGGAGGUGAUUUAAAAAAAAAAAGAAAAUGGAUUCGUAACAAGUCACGAUCCAUAACUUUCCUUAGUUUUGUGCUUAGAACUGGAGAUCUUCUGGCUUUCCUAUGUUCUCGAACGUAAUGUCUGAGACUAGCUAAAUUAACACGGGCAUUUGUAUUUUGUAGUUUCUUUCUUUUUUUCUUUUUUUUUUAAAUAACUGGACAUAUGUCAUUUAAAGACAAUAGACUCACUUAGACUUACUUGAAAAUUCAAUGCUGCACCAUUUGUAACAAAGGCAACAGCACUCCGCUCUCCGCAUUGUGUAGCGCUUCAGGGGUAGAGCAGCCCUGAUGCCUCCCAACCUUUGUUCCAGGCUUUGGAGUGUAACCAGUGCUGGUCUGUGGCAUUUGGGGAAAUGGCCAAAGGGUGGGGAUGGCAUUGUUUGGUAGCUGACAGUGAGCACCUGUGGUUCCAUGGAGGGGGACAGGGUUUGGCUCAUGCUGAAGACUUUCAGGUGUCACAGCGGGAUGGACAUUCCCAGUGAGACCUUCAGCUCACAGCCUGAAGGAUGGGAUGGUUGUCUCUUUCAUAGUCAGUCAUUUCCCUGGGUCCAGGUUAAUGGCUCAGCGGAAGAGGGUAGAGCCUCUGUAGUUACUGCUUGACCUGAAACCUGGGAGAGGGGAGUGCCAGUUCUCCAGAGUUAUCGCUGUGACUCCUUCCACGCGCCUGACCAGGCCCCAGAAGAUUUCCAGCUCCAGCUUUCCCAUUCACAAAGGACCAGAGCUGUCUAGUCUUCAAGACUAUCUGGUUACACUACUCCACAAACUACUUCCAAGAUCUGUGGUUUGGUUGCUGCCUGGAAAAUAUUCCCAGCUCCGCUGAAUUCCAUCUCUGGAAAUGGAGAAAGCAAGCAGCACACCAGUGCUUGGUUCACUCGGCCUUCUCUUCUCCAGACCAAAUGGCCUUGGUUCCUUUAAACAUGCUGCAGAGAACAGACGAUCCUGAAUUGAAUCCCCAACUUUCCUCUCCUUCUGUCUCUUUGAGCCAACCUAGAACUGGCCGCGGUACUGGAGUAAGCCCCGUGCUGGCCACGGUGGGAGAAUUUCCUCCUGGUUCCAGGACCACUUCCUCCUGAUUUUAUAUCCUGGAACCAGGACUUUUUUUUUUUCUUUUUCCUUUUCCUUUCUCAUAUGGUCUCUACAUAAUCCCCAUAGUCACCUAGUCCAUGAGGGGCCCUCUGACAAGUUUUCUUCAGCCCAUUUUUAUGCUAUAGUUCCCUCUAUCUUAAAACAGUUGCUUUGAAUUAAUUUGCUUUUACAAAGGUACAAAUCACCACCCCCCAACCAGCAGCAGCUUAUAUCACCUAUAAGCAUAUGAGCAUUUUAUCUGUUCCAUCAUUGAACUUCCUAUGAGGAGACCCUUGUUUUUUAUAAUAAAUGGAUGGCCAGAACCCACCCCUCUGGACCACCAUUGAUUUCCUCUAAGUGUGGUUUCAAACUGGUAGCCAAUCGCAUGCCCACCUAAGAAGUACACACAUGGACCUCAUCAGCCCACUGGUGACUGCCUCGUGAAGGGAAGAAUGAGGAAAUGACUAAAACCAAGAUCAUGACUGAGCUCUACCUCAGUUUGCCAGUCUAAUCAUUCUAAUGCAAACAGAGAUUAAAUUAAUGAGAUACUUUCCUUCCAAAGUCACACUCUGGUUGCUUGCCUACAGCCUAAUUUCACAAUUGUUUUGAAUAGUGAAUUUCCCCCCCAGUAUUUCCAAGAAUAGUAAGCUUUUAAACCUCUUCAUUUUCAGAACCAUCUGGGUGUUUUGUUUUGUUUUGUUUUGUUUUGGGGCGGGGAGGCCCAUUUUGAAAGAGACCAAGCUCAGCAUCUUGUCCAAUCCUCUCCCCAUUUCCCUUGAGCUCUAGUGGUCCUUUAGCACCUAGGACACGUGGACACACCCAGGACCACUCUUUGAAUAGCAUUAACCCUUUUAAACAAUCUUCUCGAGCCCCCGAGGAAACUUAAACUUUGCUGAAUAGUCUCCUGAUUCUUUCUGGAUUCCACUUCGGCUGCUGAUUCUCUGUCACUCUGGGGAAACAGAAGCAACGAAUAAAGGUGGGAACAACCGAGGAGGGAGGGGAAAUGUUAAACCUUUUAGAAAUUAAAAUAAAAAGGAUUCUUAAAAACCAUUUUUCAUCUUCAGUGGAAGUGCAAGAUGAUAACAAAGGGCAUCGAAAGGUGUUUGGAUUCAUUGUUUGGCAGGGGGAGGAGAGGGGCCUCUCUUAUAAGCUUUAACUAUGGCUUUUCAGAUCUUACUCCAAGCUUCAUUCUCCAGACUUCCCCCUGGCGGUCCUCCCGUGUCCCCUCGCUGUGUGCCCCGGUGAGGAGUGGGGAUCGCCCUUCUGCCCUCGGCUGCUGGGGAUGGCAGAGGACAUGCUGCUCUGGACCCUCGCAGCCUUCGAGACUGUGCCUUCCAGGAAACGGCUCCUAACACUAUCCCGUCCCUUCCUCACUCUGCCUCUUCCGGAGCCUACAUCCCUGCUGUCACCCUGAGGCACUUUCCCCCCAAUUCCAGGGAAGGAUGUGACUCCGAGUAAGAACUCAAUAGGGAUUGGCCUGUCCUUACUUUGUUCAGUAAAAGUCUUCAGAUUCCAGGGGGAAGACAGAGUGGCCACCACAACGUAUCCAAACUACCACCCUAAGGUAAGCUCAGUAAAAGCCUCAGCAGUGAGAGAGACUUCACCCGGUACCGGCCUGCCUUAUAGCCUCAGGGCAGCACACUGCGGGGAGGUGGCAGGCACAGGAGUGAGGAAAGAAAAUGAGUCCUGAGAUGUUCUGCCUGCAGUUUCAAGGAUUGUAGUCCUCAUGUGCAGUUUGGGAAGAGUGUUGUUUUGAUGAUGGGGGAUGGUGGUUCUACAAAGAUUACCUGACUCCGCGUACACAAGACUAUGUAUCCUCAGCUGAUAUCACUGUAUGUUCACGUCCCCUCCACGGAACUCACCCAACUACAUUUGCCAAGCUGGCCUUCGGUUUGGGUCAGGGUGUGGGUUAGCAUAGACAGAAAGGUACUUAGUACAUAUUUGGCCCUUUGUAGAGCUCCAUGUUCAUGUUCAGUGUCACCGCUAUUGUUCCAUUGCAUGUUUCCUCACAUGUGAUCUGACUGUGGCACCCCUUGAGCCUCCAUAGAAUCACAACCGUGCCCCACCGAGCCUACUGCAAUGAGCAUGAAAGUUAUCAAUGGAUAUAGAGCCCCGAGGGUCAGAUUGUAUCAGUUCCGUUUUCUGUCUUUUUGUACUUCUGCCAUUUCCAAAAACGGGCUUAUAAUUUAAUCAAGGAGACGAAGGAAGUGGGGAGUGCCAUUUUGGGGGGAUGCCAUAGCCCCUGGGGUCUACAAACUGAAGAAACUUGAAUCUGAUCAUUACAGCCUCAAAUAAGAAUUAAGAGCCCAUGGGUCCGUCGAGGGUGUAGAAGACUUCACAUUUGGGGUGAUACAGUAGCGAGAGGCCAUGAACGCAGGAAAUGCACUUGGGACUGAGUCUUGCUCUGAGUUACCCACCUCAGAAGCCCCGAGCCACGAGCGGCUUUAAAGGGAAGGCUCUAUCCAUGUGUGCAUAGAGCGCCCAGGGAGUCACCCCCCUGAACUGGGAACCCCACCACCAGCUGGGCUGAGGGCGGGGGGGGGGGGGGGGGGAGGCUGGGUGCAGGGCGGGUGGCACAGCUUUGUCCAGAUCCAUAGAACAAACUGGAAAUGGAGCUUUUACUUACCCUAGUAUACUUCUUAAACAAUAGUCUACGUGGUAUAAUCAAGAAGGGUACCUGUAUCUUUAAAUUACGUAGGGAAUUUUGUAUGUUUAAGUAACUGUACUGGGUUCCAUAAUGCUUAGAGAAACUGUUUAGUAAAAGAAAAUAUAUAAACCGUGCAUUUGUGAAUGCCCCCUUAGAGCGUUCAUCCGAGUUGAGUGUGUUGUGUGACGGUUGUCAGAGCUGUUUAUAGUGAGUGGCUGUGGGGCGGGAGAGACCGCUACUUACCAGGGGCUCCAGGGCAGCCCCUGCCCACUUAAGGAAAUCAGUGUUGUCCUUUCCUGUCCAUUUGGUCAAUUGCAGUACUGGUAGCUUCCUGCUUGUGACUGUUACCUAAUUGUGUCAAUGUACAUCUGUAGUAUGUACAUGUGAAAGUGCCUUUCUAUGUUAGGAGUUUUAGCCUGGCUCUUCACUGUUGCCCCGCCCUCCUCCCCAUCUUCUCCCCCCGCCCCCACCCACCACCUCCAAUUUUUACUGCCUCCUUGCGUGUUGAAACUUCCUCCACUCUCUCCCAGCUCCUCCAUCCCCACCUUCCUGUGCCUCGAGUGCUCAGUGUUGUCCCCUCUUGCAUCCUUGUCAUCAGACCCUCAUUUUCCUUGUGACUGUGACUGUGCCUUCCCCACGGUAACUCUCCCCCCCUGCGCCCUCCCUUCCCACCCUCCCCUCUCCACACCCUGCCACCUGCCACCCACACCGCCUGUUUGCCUUUGCUCUCUGUGCUGCCUCUUGCUUUUCUUUACAUUCUCUUGGCUCUGAGGUGUACGUGAAGGGGGAUGCUUUUACAGGUCUGGGAGAACAAAAAAAAAAAAAAAAAAUGUUUUGUUCUGUUGUGACAAUGCACUUUUAUGUAUAGUACUGUACAUUUUGGCAUGUACCAUUCCAGGCUUCCGUAUAAAGUCAGGUCUGUUCUUCACGGUGUACCUUUAUAAUAAAUAAGAUAGUUCUGGC